Messenger RNA from Pseudoliparis swirei, 2817 nucleotides. It is a transcript of the gene txlna, whose product is annotated as taxilin alpha. Gene Ontology annotation, molecular function: syntaxin binding. The record is from RefSeq and is a predicted model, not a curated record. Lineage: Eukaryota; Metazoa; Chordata; Actinopteri; Perciformes; Liparidae.
CACCUGCAGCUAAAGGGGUGGAGACACCUGCAGCUGAAGGGGUGGAGACACCUGCAGCUGAAGGGGCGGAGUCACCUGCAGCAGAAGGGGUGGAGACACCUGCAGCUAAAGGGGUGGAGACACCUGCAGCAGAAGGGGUGGAGACACCUGCAGCAGAAGGGGCGGAGUCACCUGCAGCCGAAGGAAUAGAAUCACCUGCAGUUGAAGGGAUACUGUCACCUGCCGCAGAAGGGGCGGAGUCACCUGCAGCUGCAAAGGACAGCGCCGACAGCAACAGCCUCAAAGAGUCGGAGCCCCAGACGGACGCGACAGGAAGUGAAGUUGCCGAGGCGACGCUUUCUCAAUGCGACAUGGCCGAGAAGCUGAGCCGGCAGCUGGAGGACAUCCUCAGCACGUACUGCCGGGAGAGCCUCUCGGACGACGCCGGCGCGGUGCCCAACGGCCCGCCGCGCGGCCCCGAGCUCAACGGCCUGGGCGGCGACGGCAAGCCGGAGGGCAAAGUCCACGUCGCCGGAGGGCAGAAGGAGCAGAAGAAGACGCAGGAUAAGAAGAAAGUGAAGGGUCUGGGCAAAGAGAUCACUCUUCUCAUGCAGACUCUGAACACACUGAGCACCCCGGAGGAGAAGCUGGGAGGCCUUUGUAAGAAGUAUGCCGAGCUGCUGGAAGAGCACCGCAACACCCAGAAGCAGAUGCGCGUGCUGCAGAAGAAGCAGAACCAGGUGGUCCAGGAGAAAGACAACCUGAGGAACGAGCACAGCAAGGCGGUCCUGGCUCGCAGCAAACUGGAGAGCCUCUGCCGAGAGCUGCAGAGACACAACCGCACGCUCAAGGAGGAGGGCACGCAGAGGACGCGCCUGGAGGAGGAGAAGCGGAAGGAGGUGACCUCCCACUUCCAGGUGACGCUGAACGACAUCCAGGCUCAGAUGGAGCAGCACAACGAGAGGAACGCCAGCCUCCGCCACGAGAACUCCGAGCUGGCCGAGAAACUGAAGAAGCUCUACGAGCAGUACAAGCUGCGAGAGGAGCACAUAGACAAAGUGGUGAAGCACAAAGACCUGCAGCAGCAGCUGGUGGACGCCAAGCUGCAGCAGGCCCAGGAGCUGCUGAAGGAGUCGGAGGAGCGCCACGACCGAGAGAAACACUUUCUGCUGAAAGAAGCGGUGGAGUCUCAGAGGAUGUGUGAGCUGAUGAAGCAGCAGGAAGUUCACCUCAAGCAGCAGCUGUCGCUCUACACGGAGAAGUUCGAGGAGUUCCAGACCACCUUGUCCAAGAGCAACGAGGUCUUCACCACCUUCAAGCAGGAGAUGGAGAAGAUGACUAAAAAGAUCAAGAAGCUGGAGAAGGAGACGGCCAUGUACCGCUCCCGCUGGGAGAGCAGCAACAAGGCGCUCCUGGAGAUGUCGGAGGAGAAAUGUGUGCGUGACCACGAGUUCGAGGCGCUGCAGGGUAAAGUCCAGCGGCUGGAGAAGCUGCGGCGGGCGCUGAAGGUCGAUCGCAACGAGCUCAACAAGAAGGUUCAGAGCCUCAUCGGUAAGGGCGGCGCGGCGGCGGCGGGAGUCCCCGCCGCCGACCCGGGCGCCGAGUCCCCCUCCCCGCCGCCCACGGACUCUCUGCCGGAGCCCAGCGGCCACCCGGUCCGAGACUCCGCCCCCUGCGCCCGGUCCUGCCAUGACCCCGGACUGGACACGGAGGCCGGGGCGCCGCCCGUCGCCACUCGGGAAUGAAGCUCCGCCUCCCACUCCAGUGUGUGUGUGUGUGUGUGUGUGUGUGUCCUCCCGAAUACACGUCUUUCCUUCCAGCUGAAGUCUUAACGUGAAGAUGAUCAUUUUCUUUGGCCAGUGAAAUUCUUUAAAAACGUAAAAUAUUAUCUCGGAUUCUACAAAAUGAUUGAAGGACGUUUCUCAUUCUGACUUUCCCCGUUCUCACCUGUGGACGGUUUUAGGGAAAUGUUUUCUUUCCUUUCAUGUCUGCGUGCGUCUCACUGCUUCUCUUUGUUUUUUCGGGCAUUUCUUCUGGUCUGUAUUUAUUGUUUUGAAGCAUAAUCUCUGGAUAUGUAAAUGUACGUACCUUCCAGAGCACCACUAUGAGAUUAAUCCGUUUAUUUUUACACGUGUAAAAAGAUGUCGAUUUUAUGACUUUUCCAUUCCUGACCUCUGAGUUCUGUCGUCGGCUGCAUUAAUUUUUACAUGUUUUUCAAUCUGCUUAAAACAUGACGACCACUUGAAUCUCGUUUGUUUGUUCGUGGUUCCCGUGGCGAUGACCGUCUCCUCCCAGCCCUGGUAACUGCAGCCGCUCGUAAUCAGGGUUUCCACUAGAGAAUGUUUAAGGACCUCUAUGCAACGCUCGCCUCUUGGUUUAGUUUAUUUCUGAGGCUGAGGAUGUGUCUUCAUCAUCUCCACUGUCCUGCGUGGAUGUUUUGUGUAAACAUGCAACAUAUCUCACAGCAGAACAUUUAUUUUUUCUUCCUUAUUACCUUAUUAAAAUGCUCACGAUAGUCGAGGGGGAGGAGUUAGAGGAGAGAAAAUGUUAUUGGACUUCUGAAUUGUAGUUUGACUCUCAAACGUGUAGUUCUCUUCAGUCUUAAUGUGGAGCAUUGGUGUCACCGUAGAGUCGUUUUUAAAAUGUCCAUAGAAAUGGCGGACGUAUUAUCUUCCAAUUGUACCACGGGACAGAUUUAAUGAUACCUCUGGUCCCGCGGUAUAGAUGUGGAGGGUUAUUGACCGUGAGAAGGAGCCAAAGACGUUUCCUCUUUUUGUCUUUUGUUUUUAGCCGGCCCUGUAUAUUUAGUUUAUUGGUAAAUAAAAGAUGUAACGUGUA